Molecule: messenger RNA, 611 nt
Organism: Darwinula stevensoni
Lineage: Eukaryota; Metazoa; Arthropoda; Ostracoda; Podocopida; Darwinulidae
Source: the annotation of a GenBank genome assembly
GUGUUGUGCAGAACAACGAAAACAUGUCUGGAGACGUGGAAAUUCUAACUACAUUGAAAAUACUAAUCAUUGGAGAAAGCAAUGUUGGAAAAUCUAGUCUCCUUCUCAGGUUUACUGAUGACAAGUUUGACCCCAACCUCCCAUCAACAAUUGGUGUUGAUUUCAAGACAAAAACUUUGAACUUAGAUGGAAAUGCAGUUCGCCUUGCAAUAUGGGUAAGGAAUCUCUCUCUUGAUUCUGCAUGCAGACUGAAAUUUUUCUCUGAUGUUACAUCAAGAAACACUUUCUCCCGUCUGGAAGCAUGGCUUAAUGAGCUGGAGACAUAUUCCACGAGGACAGAUGUUGUCAAAAUGCUUGUUGGCAACAAAAUUGAUAAGAAGCUUAUACCUGUGAUGAAGAAACUUUAUGAGAAGACAGCUGACUCCAAAUUCAUACUUGAAAUUCAGAGGAGAGGAAUUAAGAGGUACAGCUACGUCCGGACCAGGGAUGGACAGCCUCCCGCUGCCCAUACCCAAGGAGCAGGGGAUCAUCCCGUGGGAUCAACCCAUAGAAGUCCCGCGGCGGACAUCCAAGGGAAACACGAGGGGCUUCAAUACGUCGGUAUUCCUCAC